Molecule: messenger RNA, 8106 nt
Organism: Oncorhynchus mykiss (rainbow trout)
Lineage: Eukaryota; Metazoa; Chordata; Actinopteri; Salmoniformes; Salmonidae
Product: small G protein signaling modulator 2
Biological process (GO): activation of GTPase activity
Molecular function (GO): GTPase activator activity
Source: RefSeq, a predicted model, not a curated record
GUUGGUUACAGGAGUGUGUGUCUGUCUGCAGUGUUGGUUACAACAUUGUGUGUUUGUGUGUGUGUGUGUAUUCCUUUCUGUGUUGAGAUUCUGUGUGAGUCCAUCUGUUUUUGAAACCCCCAUGGCUCUUUCAUAUCAAAUAGAAAGGCUACAGCGAAAAUGCUGCUUGGCUUCACACCUCAAUUCCCCUCAAUCCUCCAGUCCUCUCACACACAGAGGGAGAGGAGAAGAGGGACGAGGAGAGCUAUUAAUAUCUGCCUGUCAAAGUUCUGGAGCUGCGUUUGGAGCGGGAGAUACAGUAUGUGAAGUGAUUUAGCCCAUUGAUAAAGAGUGGUAGAGGGGGCUGGUCCAGCUCCGCUGACGUCAUUCUGAGGGGGUCUGAAGAUGGCUCCUCAAUGCUCCGCGGCAGCACGGGCCCACACAUGCGUCAACGGCCAGCUGUCAGGAGGCACCGGCACACUGCUGUGAGAGGGAAGGAAGGAAGGAAGGACGGAGGAAAAAGUAAAUAGAAGCUUAGAAAGGGCGGAAGGCACUAGACAUCCUUAAUUGCGGACAAUCAGUUUGACUCUGUUGCUGUCACUUCGUCUGUCACAGAGACCGACAUAAGAACACGGGAGAGACAUGGGUUCGUCCACAGAUGAAGAAUUCAAAGAGAAAUUACUGUGGAAUGUGAAACGAGAGGUGAAACAGAUCAUGGAGGAGGCGGUGACUAAGAAGUUUGUCCACGAAGACAGCAGCCACAUCAUCGGCCUGUGCAGCACCAUCGAGGCGUGUCUGAGCCACCUGUUGAAGCGGCGAGCGGCGGGCUUCCUGCGUAGCGACAAGAUCGCAGCCCUUUUCACCAAGAUCGGCAAGGUCAACGCCACGGCGGGAGAGGUGUGUCAGAAGGUCCAGGAACAGCUCACACAGCAGGCAGAGGUCACCAGAACCCAGAGGACCCAGAGUGUGGGUCAGGAGCCCCUGAAGAGGCAGGGGUCGUCGUCUGCAGGUCGCGCCCCCCAGCCCCUCUCCGCUCAGGCCAUCAAGCACAUCUGGGUUCGCACCGCCCUCUUCGAGAAGGUCCUGGACAAGAUCGUACAGUACAUCGUGGAUAACUCCAGUAAGUACUAUGAGAGGGAGUCUCUGAUGCAUGACACAGUGUUUGGACCCAUCCUGGCAUGUCUACUGGUGGGUCCCUGUGCUCUGGAGUACACUAAGCUGAAGACGUCCGACCACUUCUGGACGGACCCGUCGGCCAACGAGUUGGUCCAGCGCCACCGGAUCCACGGGGCCCACCGGGGCCAGGACGCUUCCCCCAGCAGGAGGCCCGCUCUGGGGAUCCGGAAGAGACAGUCCAGCGUCAGCAUGUCCGAGGAUAAGUUUGCGGCGUCUGCACGGGAAUACGUGGAAUCUCUUCACCAGAACUCCCGUACUCACCUGCUCUACGGCAAAAACAACGUCCUGGUCCAACCGAAGAAAGAGAUGGAGGUGUUGCGGGGGUACCUGUCCCUUCACCAGUCAGGGGACAACCUCACUCUGAAGUGGACCCCUAACCAGCUCAUCAACGGCACCCUGGGGGACUGUGACCUGGAGAAGAGUAUCUAUUGGGACUAUGCGUUGACCGUGCCUUUGCGACAGGUCGUGUGCAUUCACUGUCACCAGCGACCUGACUGUGGUGGGACGUUGGUGCUGGUUAAUCAGGAUGGUAUCCAACGCCCCCCCCUCCACUUCCCUCCCGGCGGCCACCUUUUGGCCUUUCUGUCCUGCCUGGAGACGGGCCUGCUUCCCCGCGGUCAGCUGGAGCCUCCACUCUGGAGCCAGAGAGGCAAGGGUAAGGUGUUUCCUAAGCUAAGGAAGAGGACCAGCACUGCCAGGCUGAUAGAUCAGGAGGGAGAGGAGCAGACUGCCAGGCUGGUAGAUCAGGAGGGAGAGGAGCAGACAGCAGCUGACUACGUGUUCCGUAUUGUCUACCCUGGACGCCACCACGACUCUACAGUGACUAUAAACUACCACCACACCACGGGCAGCCGUGCUCCCUCGCUGGAUGAUGAUGAAGAGGAAGAGGACAGACUCCAGGCUAUGAUCUCAAUGAUGUGUUGGCGGAACCUCACAGAUCCUAAUGUCAUGAAAGACCAUGGGGAGAUGAUGGACAUCCAGGGAGCCUAUAUGGGAGGCAGCCCGUCGUCAUGGCAGCAGGGAGCAGAGUGCACCAGUCACAUGUCGUCAUGUCUGCCUUGCUCCGCAGGGGGCAGUAACGUCUCAUUGGAAUACCCAGCAGGCUGCACCUGCAUCCACGACCGGAGCCCACUGAAGAUGCUGUGCCAGAAUAUGAAAAGGCAGAUCGUCUCCAGGGCCUUCUACGGAUGGCUGGCCUACUGUCGACACCUGUCCACGGUCCGUACCCACUUGUCAGCACUGGUCAACCACAACAUUGUCCCUCCUGACAAACCUUGUGAGGCGUCGGGGGGCCUGAGUAAAGACUUGUGGAGCAAGUACCAGAAAGACUGCAAGAACUAUAAGGAGUUGGAGUUGUUGAGGCUGGUUUAUUAUGGAGGUGUACAGCAUGACAUCAGGAAGGAAGUCUGGCCCUUCCUGCUGGGUCACUACAAGUUUGGCAUGGGCAAGAAGGACAUGAGCCAGAUCGAUGAGAAGGUCAGUGCACGGUACCAGCAGGUGAUGAAGGAGUGGAAGGCCUGCGAGGUGGUCGUCAAGCAGAGAGAGAAGGAGAUGCAGUCGGCCAUCUUUGCUAAGCUGUCUUCAGGAAGCAGCAUAGACAGCCACGUCCUCCGACUCAUACACAGAGACUCCACUCUCAGCAACGAGGUGUUCAUGUCAGUAGAUGAGCCUGAGGUGGGGGAGCAGCACACCCCAGGGGGGGGCGGAGGAGACACCCCCGGCCACUCUACAGUGGUUCCCCCCACAGCCGGAGGGGUAAUAGUUCCUGAUGAGCGCCCCCUAGUGGAGUUCGACUCCCCUGACUCCGGCCUCCCAUCCUCCAGGAACUACUCGGUCACUUCCGGACACUCUCAGAUUCUCUCCUCUAUCGACGAUGGACAGAGUACGGAGGAGGACGGGGGAGCGGGGGAGGAGGCGCGGACACAAACACACAGUGUGACGGAGGAGAAGGAGCAACAGGAUUCAAUAAGUGAGGAGAGGCUGUGCAGUCAGCUGGAUAAGUUGAUGACCAAUGGGAAUGGAGGAGCGGAGGGGAUGCCUUCACUGUCCUCCUAUACGAUUGAGCUGUUGGACACAGUGGCUCUGAACCUCCACAGGAUAGAUAAAGAUGUUCAACGCUGUGACCGUAACUACUGCUACUUUACAACCGCUAACCUGGAGAAACUACGCAACAUCAUGUGCAGCUAUGUGUGGGAUCACCUGGAGAUGGGUUAUGUCCAGGGGAUGUGUGACCUGCUGGCUCCUCUCAUGGUCAUCCUGGACGAUGAGUGUCUAGCAUACAGCUGUUUCUCCCAGCUGAUGAAGAGGAUGAGCCAGAACUUCCCCAACGGUGGAGCCAUGGACACACACUUCACCAACAUGAGAUCCCUCAUACAGAUCCUGGACUCGGAGCUGUUUGAGCUGAUGCAUCAGAAUGGAGACUACACCCACUUCUAUUUCUGCUACCGCUGGUUCCUGUUGGACUUCAAAAGAGAGCUGCUGUACCAGGAUGUGUUCUCAGUAUGGGAGGUGAUCUGGGUGGCCCCUCACAUCUCCUCUCAGCACUUUGUCCUGUUCCUGGCCCUGGCCCUGGUAGAGGUCUACAGAGAGAUCAUCAGAGACAAUACCAUGGACUUCACUGACAUCAUCAAGUUCUUCAACGAGAUGGCAGAACGUCAUGACGUGCAGCACAUCCUUCAGAUCGCCAGAGAGCUGGUGCACAAGGUCCAGUCUCUCAUCGAGAACAAGUGAUGAGGAGGAGGACAAAGAGAGGAGGAUGAAGAGGAGCGGAAGAGAGGAGCUAGAUGCCAUGACUGCACCCCUCGAUCCACCCGUCCAUCCUCCGCACCUAGCACAGCUUCCUCCCUCUCUUACCCCUCCCAAACCAGGGGAAGAGACAAAGACAUGGGCCCUCUCCCUCCAGGCCUCUAACCCUCUCUCUCUCCAGGCCUCUAAACCCUCUCUCCCUCCAGGCCUCUAAACCUCUCUCCCUUCAGGCCUCUAAACCUCUCUCCCUCCAGGCCUCUAAACCCUCUCUCCCUCCAGGCCUCUCUCCCUCCAGGCCUCCCUCCCUCCAGGCCUCCAGGCCUCAGCCCGCCAGCCAGACCGGUGGAGGAUGAAGGCUCCAGGUGACCAUCCUGGUCUGGAUGCAGAAGAGAACAGUGGAAAGGAGAGUAAUGUUGGCUGGGCCCAGGUUUAGAUCUGGGUCCUGGUCUAGGUCUGGUCCUAGUCUAGUUCCUGGUCUAGGUUUGGCCCUGGUCUAGUUCCUGGUCUAGUUCCUGGUCUAGGUCUGGUCCUGGUCUAGUUCCUAGUCUAGGUCUGGCCCUGGUCUAGUUCCUAGUCUAGGUCUGGCCCUGGUCUAGUUCCUGGUCUAGGUCUGGCCCUGGUCUGGGUCUGGUCCUAGUCUAGUUCCUGGUCUAGGUCUGGCCCUGGUUUGUAGAUGUUGUUUACAAGCAUCCGGUCACAGAAUGCCUUGGUUGGUUGGUUGGUUGGUUGGUUGGUGUCAAACAUUUGGAGUUGGCUGCAUGCUCGUUAGUUUGAUCCCACUGUGACUUCCCCCAUCUUAUCAUUCUCCACCCCCUGACCUCUCCAUCACAGAGACCAGAGACCCUCUGACCUCUCCAUCACAGAGACCAGAGACCCCCUGCCCUCUCCAUCACAGAGACCAGAGACCCCCUAACCUCUCCAUCACAGAGACCCCCUGCCCUCUCUAUCACAAAGACCAGAGACCCCCUAACCUCUCCAUCACAGAGACCCCCUGCCCUCUCUAUCACAAAGACCAGAGACCUCCUAACCUCUCCAUCACAGAGACCAGAGACCCCCUAACCUCUCCAUCACAGAGACCAGAGACCCCCUAACCUCUCCAUCACAGAGACCAGAGACCCCUGCCCUCUUCAUCACAGAGACCCUCUGACCUCUCCAUCACAGAGACCAGAGACCCCCUGCCCUCUCCAUCACAGAGACCAGAGACCCCCUGACCUCUCCAUCACAGAGUCCGCCUAACCUCUCCAUCACAGAGACCAGAGACCCCCUGACCUCUCCAUCACAGAGACCAGAGACCCUCUGCCCUCUCCAUCACAGAGACCAGAGACUCCCUGCCCUCUUCAUCACAGAGACCCCCUGACCUCUCCAUCACAGAGACUAGAGCAUCUCUCCAUCACAGAAACCCACAGAGUAUUUGUUACCAAUCAGAACUUGAGAUUCCUCUCAGUGUUGAUUCGGACGAUGAGCUAAAUGCGACGCGUGAUAUAUGUGUGACUUCAUCAAGUGUGACUUUGCUUUAGUGACACAACUUUAGAGUGUGAAUGACCAAGUAAGCCAGUAGCACAGAGACUGGGUACAGUACAGUGUUUAAUACCAGGGUGCUCAGUGCACUACCAGUAGAGGCCUCUAGAGGGCCCUAGCCACUCACACAGGCUAUUAUGGAUUCCCCUUACAGAGGAGCAGAAGAGUUAAGAAGCCACGAAGAAGAAGCCUUCGUUUGUGACCAAAUUGACUGUGCCAACUUUCAGACCUUUUCAUGAAGUAUUUAUAUGACUAUACACACAUCAGCCUUGAAACUUUGUCUUGUGGUCCUGUUUUGAUUGGUUAAUAGCCUUCUCUUCCCCUAGAAUGUUCCUCUCCCUAUAACCUUGCUUUAUGGUUCGUUAUUUUCUUCGAUUUCUCAGAUGUUGCCUUUAUUAUAUCCCAGUGUACUGUAUAUUCCAGCCUGAUCCACUUUGUUGUGAGUGUUGCCCUUGUUGGUCCAGUACCCAUCAAGCCCCCACCACUUCCCUAGUAGGGGCCAACACAGCUCUCCUUCGGGGGGGGGGGGCUUCGUUGAUUGGCAUAUAGCCUUUUCCUUCCCCUGUCGAAAUUCCAUUCUACGUUGUGCACUAUUGACCACGACUGACCAAUGAACAUGACCAAAGUGAAAUUGAGUCAAAUGAUGAUAGCACAAAAAAAAUAAAAAUAAAUAAAAAAUCAUAAUCUGAUUUUUAAAUGAUUAUGAAACUCUUGUAUGAGGUGAGACUUUUUGUGUGUCAUAAAUAGCACCCUAUUCCCUAUAUAGUGCACUACUUUUGACCAGGGCCAAUAGGGUUCCAAUUUGGGCCAUUGACAUCCUUACUAGUCUCCAGUAGCUUCAAAUAAUAACCUGCACCCUUAUUUCCAAAAUGGCUGUCAUGGAGUGGUUUCCUACAGUGACCACACCUCACUGCCCAGUCUUCCCCAAUCCUGAGGUGUUGUGGGGGAGAAAAAAAAUCAGCUUCUUGGAAUGGAGAGCGCCCAUUACAGGGCGAUAGUAGUGUGGAAUGUGGAAUGAUUCUAAAAUGGAACCUUAUAAUUCCCUUUAUUCAUGGGUUGAGACCCCAGCUGAGCAUUCUACUCAAGGCAGUCACAAUGGGUGUCGAUGAGGAUCUAUUCUGACAGCAUGGAAACACGACUGCAUUUCAAAAGGAGGCAAAUAAUUAGUAGGACACAGCUUUUGUCAUCGUUGUCAUGUCACCAGAUUGACUUUAGAUACAGUAUAUCUUUAGCUUAACUAGCUAAUUUUGAGGGGAGAGCACCAACAUUAUUUUUAUUUUUUUGCUAGCUAACGUUAGCAUUGCUAGCUAUUUCUGACAAACUUUGCUAGCUCAUGGGCAACAUUGCCAUCUCUAAAGUCAACUUGACAUCAUACUGAUGGCAAAGUUGUUUUAUACAAAUGAUUUGUCUACUUUAGCGAUGCCAAUCGUAUUUCCAGGCCACUGUAGUGUAAAUAUGACUUAACAGUCAUAAGCCCCCUUUCAGACUGAGCAUUAGCCAUCAGUCAGAAAACAAUAUACUGGGGCAUCAGUAGAACGUUAUUCCCCACGGCAACGACGCGACCCAGUGACGGAAGUGCAACCCAUGAUUAGUGCACUACUCAUGACCAGAGCCCUGGUUCUCAACCUCCCCCCCCCCCCCCCCCCCCCACCCCAUUACUGUACCAGCAAAGUACAUUUGCUUCUGCCCAGAGUACCCCUGAAGCACCUACCUAACCCCUUAUUUCACCAGUAAGCCUAUGUAUGGGCUCAUGAGAAUUCAAGUACUGUACCCCCUGUGAAUAGGCCAAGUAGCCCUAGUUGAGAACCACUGGUAAAGGGAAUGGGGUUCCAUUUGAAACACACAUGGUAGAUGGUAGACACAGUAGAUGUCACUACACACGUGGGUCGUUUAUGAUUGCAGUGGGAAAGUUUAGUAGCCUGGGAUCAUGACUGAUUUUGUGAUACUUCGCUGCUGUUACAAUGUUGAGUGCAGCGUUUCAGUCUUGGUUGAAACCGGGCUAGAUUUGAGGCCCUCGGGAGAGCCAUUUUCUUCCAAUCAGGACCACGCGUACCAAAGCCUCAAAACAGCCUGCCCCCUUGACGUAUGAUGACAAGGUGCAAUUUCAUACCGUAUCGCAAAGACUGUUUAUUAGGUGUGAUAAAUAUUGUUUUUUUUUUUUUUAAAACCACGUCAUUUAAUUCUAGAUUAAUUAAUUUAAUUAAUUUACUGUGCAAUUUCUGUUUGAGUAUCAAUGUAAUCUCUCACAUCUAUAAUGACUGCUGUAAAUAAAUACACCCCCCUUCCCACCCCCUCUCCCCCCCUACCAAAAAAAAAGCCCAAUAUUUCUAUGAGGACAGUAUACCGUAUUUUAAAAUCUAUUUUAUAUGUCUGGGUUAUAGAGCAGCGUGUAUUUCAGAAUGCUGAUUGAUGUGUAUAACAAUCCUGGUUACUGUGUAUAAUUGAAUGCUGGUUACACUUUGUUGACUGUUAAUGUUUUCUCAAUGUUGUGCCACUGAUGGUGAAUAAAGGAACAAAAAAAAAUAAUAAUAAUUUCAAAAUGAUAUAUUUAUUUUGUUUUGAAAAGCCAACCAUUUGAAUUGCAGAUUAGGUAUUGUAUGUAAAAGGAUGUAUCUUUUGCCUUGAAUGUGAUGUAUUACUAAAAACACAGUUUAAUCCUUAUUAUUAAAACAUUUUAAUAACUGGGAG